UCGUGGAUACGUUUGUCCAAGUCAAAAGGUUGCAAGUUACCUCCAUCGGAAAAGCGAUCAACUACUGCUUCUUCCUUGUCGAAACUUUCUGGGGGUCAAAUAUGAAUUGCGAAGUUUGUCACCUGAAGGAACUGGAAGUGGAAUCCUUCGAGAUACGCGAGGUUCUACGCUGCAUUUUACAUACAAUUGUCUUUCACCGUGCACUUGGUCUAAUCCGCCCUAAAGAUAUUGAUUUGGAGCUUUUUGACAUCACUUAUGUACAAUGUGGUGAAAUAGAGGUAGAAAAGAAGAUUGAUGAGACUAUUGAGCACUUCAUAAGCUGGAUUGAGAAACACCCCAACAAGAAAAGUCAGAUAUGUGUAUCCUUUUAUGAAGUCAAAAGCAAACAACCGUCUUGGUUCAACAAUAAACAACGUUCGUAUUGGGAACAAUGGUACGUCAAUCUCAAUGUGCUUCACCAGACUAAAUCUCCUUCCCACCACUCUAAACUAGUUAUGGACACUGGAGUGAUUUACAUGUUCUGUGGUAAUCCAACGACUGUAGAAGCGUCUGAGGAAAGAAGUUCCCGUAGGACGAUGCUUGAGCAAUCCCUUCAAGAAGUCUUGUUCCAUAUCAUAAAAUUCGUGAACGAGAAAAAAGACCACGUUCCUCCAAUCAACGACGGUGUGAUCUACUGCCCCUUCGAGAUCACUAUGCCAAGCUCAUCAGACUCAACUUUUGGGAUGGAUAUUUUAAAGAGGAUGCUCCACAGUGGUGGCCAUCCAUCAAUGCUCAGUUGAUUCACAUUAUCCACGCAAAACUUAAUUAGUACAUAUAUCAACACUUCCAUGUACUUGGUCCGUUGGUCCGGUCCAAACAACACUUACCUACUUGCAUUUCCUGUGUAAAUAAUUAUUAUUAUACAGUUGCCUCUUCCUUUU
Raphanus sativus (radish) is the source of this 920-nucleotide messenger RNA. RefSeq names its product autophagy-related protein 101. Bases 102 to 779 code for a protein of 225 amino acids. The transcript has 7 exons. The record is from RefSeq and is a predicted model, not a curated record. Gene Ontology annotation, cellular component: phagophore assembly site. NCBI's taxonomy places the organism in Eukaryota, Viridiplantae, Streptophyta, Magnoliopsida, Brassicales, Brassicaceae. Gene Ontology annotation, biological process: autophagy; autophagosome assembly.